This is a messenger RNA of Dermacentor andersoni, 5259 nucleotides long. It is a transcript of the gene Sec8, whose product is annotated as Secretory 8. Gene Ontology annotation, cellular component: synapse; growth cone membrane; exocyst. The record is from RefSeq and is a predicted model, not a curated record. Gene Ontology annotation, biological process: Golgi to plasma membrane transport; chemical synaptic transmission; exocytosis. NCBI's taxonomy places the organism in Eukaryota, Metazoa, Arthropoda, Arachnida, Ixodida, Ixodidae.
GAAACGGCCAUCGAGAAAAUGGCGUAAUUUUAGGUGUGUGCGCCGGCGGGAGCUCUUGUGGCAAAACGUCGAAUCGAACUUCAAUGCUAUCUUGACCACGUUUCAGAAAGAUGGCAAACUAUGUCACUUCAUCGGGUGGUCCUGUGCGGCCGCCGAGAACAUUCAAGACAACGAAAGACUCGAAUGGCCUGCUUAUAUCGGUUAUCAGGUCGCUCUCUGCCAGCCAAAACAGUGCCGAUCGUGAUCGCGAGAAAGCGAAACUUGAGAAGGACUUUAAACGUAGCGAUCAAAAGUUGGAUGACUUGGUUGCACAAAAUAAGGAGGACCUCACACGUGCAAUGCAAGAUUUUAGUAAGAUAUCAUCUCGAAUAUCAGCAUCACGGAGCAAAGUGCAAUGUAUCAAGGAAAAACUGACAACUUGCAAAACUCUUCUCCACUGCAAACGAGAUGAACUAAAAAAGCUUUGGCUUGAGGCUGUGGAGCACAAGCAUGUACUCCAACUUCUUGAAGAAAUUGAAUCAUUAGUUGAAGUGCCGGAUAAGAUAGAUGCUUACCUCAGUAAAAAGCAAUAUCUUCAUGCCACACAGCUGCUUGUGUCUUCUGUAAACCUUGUUGAAGGAAGUCUCGAAGGUGUUGAGGCCCUUAAAGAUGUGAAAGGAAAGCUUAUUUUCAAGAAAGAGCGGAUGUAUGAAGACCUUGUAGAUGAACUGCACAGGCACUUGUACCUGAGGAGAACAACAGAAGCACUGCAAAAGUUUCGACGCCAGAGCUCGGACAGGAAGGUGCAGUUUGGCUCAAUCGCUCAAUCGAGGUCUGCUCUUCUAGAGCUUGUGCCUCUUGUACCAGGGCAGAAUACCAGCCCUCAAGAACUGAGGAAUUCCAGCACUGCAACAUUGAGUUCUGCACCUUCCAGCAUCACAGCUGGCGACACCGAAACUAGUAGUUUGCUCAAACUGGAAGAAUCUGGCCAAGUUGGCGAAGCACCACAUUUGGUACCGAAAUACACAGCCAUCCUGGUCAGGUGCUUGGCUUUGCUCAACCGCAUUCCUGAUACUGUUGAGCUCAUCAAGGAACGCUGCCAGACUGAGCUAUUAGCAAUGGUGCGGCGGACAACCCAGGUGCUUCUGGACACGAGCAAUGGUUCUGCACAGACAGCUUCAGCUCUACAACCACGGCUGCUUCUAGACUUGUUGGAUCUGCUGUUUGAGCAAUUUCACACUGUGGCCACUGGACAUGAGUGUGUUUUGACGAACAUGCAUGCUAUGGUGGAUACCCAAGGACCUGACAAUGGUAUACCGAUGUAUAGCUUGGCUGAUGUGUGGGCAAGAAUACAGGCUGUGAUGGAAUAUGUUGUGGGGAAGUACCUGGACAUUCACAAUACCGGUUCUGCACAACAAGUCCCUCCACCUGUGUUCACUGAUAUGACAGCAACAAAUGACAUCGCUUCCUAUUUCACUCGAAGGAGAAAUGUCAAGCAGAAGAAGUUUGCACUCUUUAGGUUUGAUUGCUCUUCACAUGCCAUCAGCAUGAAUACAUAUUUAAAAGAAAAGAAGGAAGAAAUGAAGGACAAGUGUGAUUACGUCGAAGUGGCAGAUUCUCAUCAGCAGUUGGUUUGUGUGCCUACUUCCAAGAAUAUCACAUAUAUUUUCAAGCCACUAAUGAACUUCAUUACGGAUAUAGAAGCAGCACUGAAACUAGAGGAUGGAAAUCACUGCCACUUGUAUGAAUACCUGGUUGAAUGUGUCAAAAUAUUCUUGGGGCAUGUGAACAAUGAUCUGGACAACACCAUUGACAACGCUACAAAAAGUCUGGAGACCUGGAAAGUGACCUCCGAUGCAGAAAUUUUAAAAUCUCAUGGAAUUGUGAGGCCAUUAUUACAGAGCACAUUGUGUGUGGACCAGAGUCUUCAAGGCUUGCAAGAGUUGAUGCAGGCACUGCCUAUGUAUGUUGAGCAUUUCCUCAGCUUGGCCUGUACCAUCCUUUAUAACUACAAGCAAACCAGCCAGGUUGCGUACAGAGGCAUUGUUCAGCCAGAAUCUGAAGACAAGCGGAUCAUCAGUGCGACGUGGGCCAAAGAUGAAGACAUCAGCCGCUUUUUGAUGUCUCUUCCCAACUGGGCCAACUUGCAGCUGAUGAAGGAGAACCGGGCAGCUGUGGAUGUUGAGGAGUCACCUGAAGAAGUGCGGCUGCGCAACAAGAAGGAGUCUGAGAUCCUUAUUGGGAACUUGGCGAGUGGCACACUCAUCCCUCCACAUGAAAUCCUCUCAGAUGUGGCCCAGCUGCGCGUGCUGGCUCAGCUACAGGAAAGCCUUGAAUGGCUGAGCUCACGAAUACAGAGCAUGGCUAGCUGUGUAGUGCAUAUACAAAAACAACGUGGAUCAACUUAUGUUCUUGCUUCUCCAAGAGAAUCGGUUCAGGAUUUGCCACCAGUACCUGAUGCAACUGUCCAGACAUUGGAAGAGCUGGCAAAAGACUUUCAAGAAAUAGCUGAUACUUGCCUUUUGGUUUUGCACCUGGAAGUGCGAGUACACUGUUUCUUUUACCUCCUACCUGUAACUAUACAAGGCAACUUUGCGGGCGGUGUGGACAGCCAAGAGCCUGACCCUGAAGUUAUGAAGCUGAACAAGGACCUCUCAAGCAUCGAUGAAGCCAUGACUGCCUGCCUACAACAGCGAAAACACAGGUACAUAUUUGAAGGGCUAGGGCACCUCAUUGCCUCCAUCUUGAUCAACAGCACAUCCAGCAUACAGAAGGUCAACGAGAAUGGCAUCAAAAAAGUUUGCAGGAACAUCUUUGCAAUGCAGCAAACCUUGACAAGUAUCACAAUGAACCGUGAAGUGGCUCUGGAUUAUGCAAGGCAAUACUUUGAACUUUUUUACUACACUCCUGAGGACAUAUUAAAUCUAAUAGUGGAGCAUGGUGCCCAAUUUCAAGAGAUGGAAUACAAGAAUGUCUUGCUGCUGCUUCAUCGUAGUCUUCCUAGCAGUGACCGGGACCCAGACAGUCUGGAUGCUUUGCUUUCUCGGCUUAGAGACAUCCUCAAUGAAGUGGCCGUUGCCAUUUAGCCCCCAACUGUGAAAGGCUUGGCUGCAACUGAUGGUUACUGUGUGGGUCAUAUGACUGGUGAUGCAAGCACAGGAACAGGAAAGAUAAUGCUUCUGAGGACUUCGUUUCUCAGGUGUAGUGACACACUUGCCAUGUGUCUGCUGGAAACGUCUCUGACUGACCUACAUUCAAGGUCUCUUCCCUUCCAUCCAUGUUCGUCAUGUAAUGUGCAUGACCAUGGCCCAAGUCGGAGCUGCCCAGUGAGAACACUUGCAGCAGUGUGUUUGAAUUGGAUGAGAGCCAUGUGUCAUCCCAGUUGCUUCUACAAGUGGUGCUUGAGUGUGUGUGUACAGGGGGAUAAGGUGAUGUGUGCACUUGCGACAGAUUUGCGUGCCAUUGUUCGCUUGUGCCUGUAUUUAUGCAGCUGGGGCCGCUUUUGUGAAGCUUUUUACCCCACUGGAUAAAAAGCUUUUGCGCAUGUAUCAGUAAGCUGCCAUGCAGUAUGUUGCCGGCUGAUGGAGUGGCACUCGCAUGAAACUUGUUUACAUUGUCUCCCGACAACUUCCUGUGCAGCAGCUUACUGUCAGUUAUGCAAAACUUUCUAACCGUGGGUAAAUUUGCCCAAUGAUAAAAUGCUCCAUGGAAGUGGCCCCUAGUAACUGAGAGGCUUUGCACUUUUUUACACUGUAUAUUGAACCUUAACUGACCCAUCUUUCUCUGUGGCAGUUCUUUUGUUGAUUCUAGAAUAAGUAUGUUAUUUAAUAUGUGAUUGUAUCUUUUUGUGCACUUUUUUUGCUUUGUUGAAAACUGAGGUCACAAGAUGCUGUAUUUGUUGUCAGUGUCUGGUUGUAAUCACAGUGUCAUGAAUUAAUCUUGCUGUUCAGAAGAUAAUGGGACAAUAGCCACUCAUGUGCCUUAAGAUUUGUGAUUGCUUGCAGUUUUUGCCCAUAUAUUCAUGUUUUAUACUGUUAUGCUGCUAAUAACAUCUGUUGUGUUACAGUUCUGUUUGCAGAGGUAUUGAUUCAUCCUCCUUUUUUUUUAAGCCUGUGUUGACCAGUACACCAAUGAUCAGUAUGGUGCAGUGCAUUUUUGGGAGCCCACAUUUUUAGCAGUGCCAAGAAAGAACUAUAAGAAAAGUAAUUUGCUAUGCAUUGCAGUACCUGUCAUGCAGAAUGUUAGUUGGCGUUUCAAUUUUCUUUGGGCAUGUGGAAAAUAUACCGUACUUCGGCUAGAAAAUACAGGAAAACAAGUGCUCAUCCAGAGUAGAAUUUAGGCACAGCAUGCCCACGGUAGCAUCCUUUUCAGGUGCAAUGUAGAAAUUAGUAAGUAUCACAAGCAUAAAUUUGAGCUAAGACUAUCUAAUGAAGUAAUGAGCUUUUUAUUACAAUCGGCUUUGUAGGAGACUGUUUUUUCUCUCUCUCUCUCUCUCUCUUUUUUUUUAGUAGGUAGCUUCAACAUUGCAAACAUAAUGAGACAAAAAUCUGUGUAUAGGAGAUGACGUGAGAGCCUGCUCACAUUGGCUGCAUAGUUUUGCAAGUAAUGCCUUGCCUAGCUGAUAUUCUGUAACAUGAUAGCUGACAUGAGUGCCACUUGUUACCAAGCACAUUCGGUUGCUGUCGUGAAGUGCGAUUCUGUAUUUCCUCAUUUGUAAUGUUGCUUUGUGUAACCUGCUUGAAUUUUUUUUUUUGUUCAGAAAGGGCCGCAUGUUAACACUUAUGAAUUAAGGUAUUUCUGCUAUCACUUUGGAAACUAGGUUGCUUUAACCCUAGUUAUAGUGACCUUUUUUUUUUUUUUUUGAAGCAAAAAAUGAAGUUGUAAAAGUGGAUAGGCCAUGGAAGUAGAGAGUACCUCAGAGAGUUACAAUAUGCAAAGUCAUGUGUAUUGUUCACAAGUAUAUACACAUGUUAUAAAAUUGCAAUUUGGUCUUGGACUCUGCAGUGAACUAUGCAGGUGAUUGAAGAUACAAGCUAAUAAUGGUUUGCACAUUGCUGAAGUUAUUUUAUGCAUGGAUACUUAUUUUAUAAACAAGAACUAUGAAGUGUGCAUGAUCCCAGAGUUUUCACGUGGGUAUGUAUGAGAUUAGAUUUCUUUUUGGCAGUGUUUAUGAAAGAUAAAGCAUUAACAACCUUGGCAUGUCAUCUGUACAGUAUAAGGACUGAGUUACACUAAUAGGUAUUGCCAGUCAAAAUAAAUAAUACUGCAAUUAUUUGUUCA